CACGCAAACACAGCGAAAACGAAACUUAGGCGGAUGUGGAACCAUUCGAGAAAAAUGUGUAUAAAUUUCAGAUUUGCACUUUGCUCUGUAAUAUUUAAUAUAACUUAACUAUGUAUUGAGACUUUGGGGUAUAGGAUGGAAUCGGAAAACUUCGUUGCUAAACUGAACGAGCAUGCACAGAAAGAACGACUAGAUUUGAAAUUUGAGGAGGUUGGAUCUGUUGGCCCCGAUCACAUUAAAACAUUCUCCAUAAGAGUCGUUCUGAAUGAUAAGGUCUAUAAAGUUGGUGUGGGGAAGAACAAGAAGGAAGCCAGGCAGAAUGCGGCUAAAAAUGCUUUGACAAGCUUGUUGGAGGAACCAUCUGAAUCUACUGGAGACGAGACAUGCAAGGACACAUCAGAACAACAAAAACAAGACUUGAAUGUGUCCAAUCUCUGUGAUCAGAUAAGCAGCUUGGCUGUGAAGGACAGUGGUUGUACAGACGCAAAUUUCAUAGGACUUGUCAACCACUACUGUCAGAAAACAAGUCGCUUGCCUAAAUUUCUUGAAGACAGGAGAUGUGGCCCGCCGCAUAAUCCUCAAUUUUUCUACAAAUUAGUAAUUGACGACAAAGAAUACCCCGUAGGUGAAGGUAAGACUGUGAAGGAAGCCAAGCAAAAUGCAGCUCAGCUGGCCUGGUCUGCGCUUCAGGAACAGUCUGACUGGGACAGCAAGGUUAGUGUCCGGUCAGCUGAUAAUGGUGCAACACCCAAGAAGUCAGCACUGUCAAGCACACCGGACUCCGGUCGAGGAUCAAGCAUUCCAGUAUCUACAAGCGACUCUGUUGUUUUAACCAAUUCACCCAAACCUCUACAGAAUCAGGUUCAAAGUCCUGACGGAAAGCCCAAAAUAAAACUUGCAGCAAAUUUCAAAAAUGCUCACCAAAGCAAAGAGGAUACAGUCAAUUUCAGUACCAAGAGUCCAGCAGUUAGUCAAAGCAAGAAAACGACAACCCAACCAGUCCUCACAAGGUUUGAAUUAGACUUUGACUGCAUAGAGCUCCUCGGAAAAGGAACCUUCGGUAAAGUUUUCAAGGCACGACAUAAUCUCGCGCAGAGGUUUUAUGCUGUAAAGAUUGUCCUCGACAAAAAAAAAGCUGUUCGAGAGGUGUUGGCCUUGUCAGACCUCACCCACUGCAACAUUGUUCGAUACCACACCUGUUGGAUGGAUGAUAAAGGGUACCAGUGCGACAUUUCAAUGAACAGUUGGAGUACUUCAAGUAAUGAUGCAUCUGUAAAGUACCUUUACAUUCAGAUGGAGCUGUGUGACACCAAAACUCUAAGAGUGUGGAUAGACGAGAAGAAUACUCAGAAUGAAAAGAAAUCCCUGCGAAACUUCAAGAGGAGAGAGGAAAGCUUGGACAUUGCCCAGCAAUUGUUAAGUGGCGUAGAGUACAUUCAUUCUAAGAAGUUCAUCCACAGAGACCUGAAACCGGCCAACAUAUUAUUUGGUCAAGAUGGAAAAGUGAAGAUCGGAGACUUUGGGCUGGUCACUGCAGAAAAUGAUGACGAUGCCGAGAACUUGAUUGAGAGGACUGCGUACAAAGGAACCCCGUCUUACAUGGCUCCUGAGCAGAAGAGCAAGAAGACUUACGACCAAAAAGUGGACAUCUACGCUAUGGGGCUGAUUUAUUUUGAACUCCUUUGGAAUCUCGUAGGCCCUGAGAGUGAAGUAAUUUGGGAGGAUGCCAGAAAGCAGACACUUCCUAAAGCAUUUUCACAACAUUUCCAUGAAGAGAACCAAAUGAUAAGGUCAAUGCUGCAUGUGAAACCAGAGGACCGACCGGAAGCAAGCAAACUAAAGGCGGACCUGGAAGAGUGCAAACAUAUACUUACAGUGCUUAAAAAUAGGAGUACUGUGUGAUUGCUACAAGGAAAUGCAAAAAUGGUUAGCAUUAAUUCUGUCUUAACCACCAUAAUACCUUGAAGUUACUUUUUUAAUGGCUGCUUUCAUGAACUGACAUCCUGUAUCUGGAUUAUUUAGUAUGUGCUGGGAUGGAAAAAAAAACUUAUUUAAUUUUUGAAUCGGUGAAUACAUCAUGACAUUAUUCACUAUAAUAAAUAAUCAUGGUCUUGUUUAUUACUGGGUUAAAUAAUUUAUUGUAUGCCAACCGUGUUUAAGUAAAGAUGAACGGAAGUUGGUAAUAAAUAAACAACUUCUGUCCUAGUUCAA
Messenger RNA from Mugil cephalus (flathead mullet), 2211 nucleotides. RefSeq names its product interferon-induced, double-stranded RNA-activated protein kinase-like. Lineage: Eukaryota; Metazoa; Chordata; Actinopteri; Mugiliformes; Mugilidae. Gene Ontology annotation, biological process: protein phosphorylation. Gene Ontology annotation, molecular function: ATP binding; double-stranded RNA binding; protein kinase activity. The record is from RefSeq and is a predicted model, not a curated record.